Linepithema humile (Argentine ant) is the source of this 2087-nucleotide messenger RNA. RefSeq names its product ribitol 5-phosphate transferase FKRP. Gene Ontology annotation, cellular component: Golgi apparatus. Lineage: Eukaryota; Metazoa; Arthropoda; Insecta; Hymenoptera; Formicidae. The record is from RefSeq and is a predicted model, not a curated record. Gene Ontology annotation, biological process: protein O-linked glycosylation via mannose.
UGGCGCAAUUACACUAAUUUUCGGUGCGAGAUCAAUUACGGUCGUUAUCCAUGAAUACAUAUCAUGUACUCCUAUACCCCUAUGAUUACGUCAACUUGCGAUUUUAGCACAAGAACCUUCAAGUCUAACCUGAUCGUGACCAUUUUUUAUAUUAAUAUUUUUUUUUCUCCAUGUUAAAGCUUUAGCAUUGCAUAUUUAAAAUAAUUUGCAAGAAAUCUUAUUAGAACCAGUAUAUGUACUGUGUAUCACCACAGUCUAUGAUAAAAAUAAUGAUCCAUUAAUUGGGGUUAGUUAACCAAGAUCAAUGUACCUAACCUCAAAAGUUGAUUCGAACGCUUCGUGAGCAUCCACCUACAUUGAAGAAUAUAUUUUCACUCAAGUAUUUGUCCACUUCGUAAUUGUGUAAAGUAUUAUCGUGUCGAGCGAAAUAACAUUCAGGUAAAUUCAAUAUUGAGAAUUAUCGUCUCAAUAUGACAAAAAUAUUUCGAAUUGUCAAACGUUCAGAGUUUGAUACCGGAGUGAUGUAGGCACCGUUUGCCAAUCAUAUAAGAUGAGACCGCACUGUAUAUCAUAAUAAUGCGCCUCAGAUUCAUCAGGGCAGUUUUGGCGCUCGCGCUGAUAGGUAAUAUCAUCGUCUGGCAUAGGAUAUGGCUGCUUUUCACGGCGCAAAAUACUCUGGGUCUGUUGACUCCGAGCGUCGCGACAAACGAACACCCACAGAAACUGCAUCGGCGUUUGGCCCGUCUUGUCACCAUUGUCAUCAGGCAGUUUGAAAAUUUCGAAAAUGACGUGGCAUCGAUGGUGGAGUCCGUUUUGAAUUCUUUCCCAGAAAUACCAAUUCUGAUAGUUUGCGAUGAUCUGCCAUAUCCGCCGUUGGAGCUGAACUUUGCCAAUGAGAGUAUGAAGAAUGUUAAGCUGAUCAGCUUACGACCUGAAUUCAAUAAGUCUUUUGAGGAGCGGAAUCCACUUUUCUACAUACGUACCAAGUUUGUUCUGUUUUUGCCUGACGCAACAAGAUUGUCAACUAAGCAAGUUGUACAGGAAACUGUCUCACAUGCGUCAAACUUGGGGAUAGUUAUCGUUCCAGUGGGAAAGAUUGCCUUGCAUUGUCUUGAAUUAGAUUUAAAAGUGAAAGAAUGGAGUUUGAAGCUAACACGGGUUACAGGAACAGAAUGUGAUAGUGUCAUAGGCAAGCAUGUAACUAUGCUUGAAGCAAAAAUUUUGAGAAAACUAUCGGAUCCCUUUUUGUUGCCUUUUACGGAUGCAUUGUAUAUCCAAACAACAGUCAUCGGAGCAAAGAUACACAUAUUGAAAAAUUAUCAAUUCAACGAGGGAAAACCGCUGUACAAAAAUCAACAGACACAAUUGAAGAUGCAGCAGUUAUAUCGCGCACGGGAGCGAUUAAUGUUUGAAAAAUUGGGAAUAAAGAAAGUUACGAAAAUAUCCGGUUUCGUGGAAUGGUAUGGUUGUUCGCGGGAAACCGUAAGGUGUUUCGGUUCAGUGAUAAACGAUGUUCCAUCGUAUCUCUACCAGCAUCGAUAUACGCCGCCUUGUUGCCUAGCUGGAUUAAGAAAAGUUGCCCACCACGUUAUCGAUAAACUAGAAGAAGUUGGCAUACGAUUUUGGUUAGAGGGUCAGUCAUUGCUGGGAGCGAUGAGGCAUGGUGACAUUCUGCCGUGGGAUCAUGAGGUACAAAUCGGACUAAACCGGGACGAUCUUGGAAGAUCGCCAUGGCUGGUCAGAGCCAGAAGCAAACCGGUCGUUGAUAAUGAUGGUUUUGUGUGGGAAAAGGCGACCGAGGGCGAAUUCUUCAAGGUACAGUACUCCAGGGUGAACCGUUUGCAUGUGAAUCUGCUGCCGUUUUACGCGCGGAACGGAUCCAUGAUGAAGGAUGCGUGGUUCCUGAAGAACCGGGACUUUCCAGAGCACUUCCUCCAUCCGAUGUCGAGUAUCGAGUUCGCCGGUAGACAAGUGCUAUGUCCGAAUAAUAUUAGAGAUUUCCUAGAGCUUAAGUAUUUCAAGGGUGUGAUAGAGAAUCCGGAGUUACCUGGUAAAUUUGUCUUCAAUUAGUUUCCAAUUAGUUUCCA